Molecule: messenger RNA, 279 nt
Organism: Colletotrichum godetiae
Lineage: Eukaryota; Fungi; Ascomycota; Sordariomycetes; Glomerellales; Glomerellaceae
Exons: 2
Source: RefSeq, a predicted model, not a curated record
GAGAUCAUAGCUUUAAUAAUGACAUGGGCGAUUGUAUUCACCAUCGCGAGUAUGAAUAUCCUCGGCCUAGGGUUUGGUCCAGCCGGAGUAGGCGCUGGAACAUUGGCGGCCGCUUUCCAGUCUUGUGUGUACGGAGCUUUCACCCCAGCAGGGGGAUUAUUCGCAACAUUGACAAGCAUGGCCAUGUUGGGAACAUUGAUGCCAUGGGCUGCUGUCGUUUCUGGGGUUCUUGCAACAUUAGUCACGGGUCUUGUGUGGGAAUAUGGUGUAGAUCGAUAG